Molecule: messenger RNA, 1317 nt
Organism: Didymella exigua CBS 183.55
Lineage: Eukaryota; Fungi; Ascomycota; Dothideomycetes; Pleosporales; Didymellaceae
Product: Fumarylacetoacetase
Exons: 2
Coding region: 1-1317 (438 amino acids)
Biological process (GO): homogentisate catabolic process; L-tyrosine catabolic process; L-phenylalanine catabolic process
Molecular function (GO): fumarylacetoacetase activity
Source: RefSeq, a predicted model, not a curated record
AUGACUUCUCUGCGGUCCUGGUUCAACAUCCCUCGAGGGUCACACUUCUCGCUCGCGAACGUACCUUUUGGUAUCAUUUCGACAGCAUCAUCGAAGACACCGCGGGUCGCCGUUGCUAUUGGAGAUCAUGCGUUGGAUCUCGAGGUCUUUGCAGCAAAUAAUGGCUUCUCAGGGCUAUCGAUGAUCCAGCCACACCAAGCUGUUUUCUCACAGCCAUCACUAAAUGCUUUCGCGGCGCUCGGACGACCCAUCCACUCCGUUGUGCGCAAGUACAUCCAGAGCGUUUUCACCGAAAGCACAGAGCUUCCAGACGUCCUGAAGGACAACGAGUCAUUACAGAAGCAGGCAUUGAUACCAUUGCAAGAUGUGAAAAAGCAUCUGCCCUUCAAGAUUGGCGACUACACCGAUUUCUUUGCCGGCAUGAACCACGCCUACAACUGCGGCGUAAUCUUCCGUGGCCCUACAAACGCAUUGCAGCCCAACUACAAGCAUCUCCCUGUUGGCUACCACGGUCGCGCAUCGUCAGUCGUACCCUCAGGAACGCCAAUCCGCCGACCAAACGGCCAGAUUUUGCUAAACCCUACUGCCGAAAAGAAGGAACCGACCUUCUCACCUUGCAAGAAGCUUGACAUGGAGCUGGAACUCGGCGCAUUCAUUUGCGGUUCGAACGAGCAAGGAACACCCAUACCGAUUGACAAGGCUGCAGACAACAUUUUCGGCGUUGUGCUGAUGAAUGACUGGUCGGCUAGAGACAUCCAGGCUUGGGAGUAUGUGCCCUUGGGGCCCUUCAAUGCAAAGAACUUCGGCACCACAAUCAGCACCUGGGUCGUACUCGCGGAUGCACUGGAGCCCUUCAAGGUAAAGGGUCUCGAGAAUGAUGGGAGUGUGUUGCCGUACUUGAAGGAAAGUGAUGAAAAGUCCGUGUUUGACAUCAAUCUUCAAGUAGAUGUGAAGAGUACAAUAGCCUGCUCGGGCCACAACACUACGAUCUCGAAAGUCAACGCCCGAAACCUCCUGUGGUCGUUCCCACAAAUGCUCGCACACCACACCAUUACUGGCUGCCCGUUCCAGCCCGGCGACCUCCUUGGCUCCGGCACAAUAAGUGGUGAUUCUCCUGCAGAAUACGGAAGUUUCAUAGAACAGAGCCAGAAUGGAAAGGAGCCCAUAAAGCUCAGCGGCGGGGAAAUGAGGACCUUCUUAGAGGACGGAGACGAGAUCACAAUCAGAGGAGUAUGUGGGCAUGAUGAGGAGGCAUUGGUAGGGUUCGGUGAGUGUGUGGGUAGGAUCGAGCCUGCGCUCGAGCUCAAGUUCGACUGA